AUGCCCCUACUUUUUGAACCAGAUUCACCUGACGUGAAGAAUUCUACAAUUAUUCCUAAAGUCGGUAGUAAUAUAUGCGAUAUUUCAGAGCUUCCGUGUUCACCUAUAAGUAAGUUUGAUACUUCGCUUAAUUUUUCAAAUUACACCAAUAAUUCAUCGCUAAUAGAGGAUCGUAAUAGCUACAGUCAGGAUGAUACGGCAAACAUACUAAAAAACUCGAGUAGCCUAAUUGCACUGGAUAAAGUAGUCGCACUCAAAGUAAUCGAGGAGAAGAGUGAAAAUAUCGACGUUAAUAAUAGCGACUCAAUUUCUUGUAAUCAAACCCACCCACCUUUGGAACAGCAAACGACCACAGUUCGAAGUGAAGGUGCAAACACUCCUAGCGAGAGGGGAAAAAUGAAGAAAUACAAAGAAACCCAUCAUAGUUGUGUUCCUUCCGCACCGCCCCACUGGAAGAAGACCCCAGUGGCGCUUCCUCCAAUCAAUCGUCCCAGAACGCCACCUAUUGCAUGUCCUUCAGAUGGUUCGGUCUCUACGCCUUUAAAAUCAGCCAAUUAUGAAGACUGGAGUCCCAGACUAGUUACUCCGAGAUGCGAUCUCCAUCAGCUGCAACCGGUAGAUAUUGAACAGCUGGAAUGUGCAACGAAUGAGGCGAGCGUAAGGUCCAACAUGAUACGUGUUGGCGAGAACAUGAAGAAUCAAUACAAUCAACGAACUGUGGCCGAACAAGCACAAGAAACGAGGGAGUGGAUUGCCAAGAUUAUGGGACCGGCUGACCGAUGGAACUGUUGACGUUCGAGAGGUUGCUUCCAGUUCCCCUCAACUUUCACGUUCUGCUCCAUUCAUUUGAAGUUUCUAACAUUGGUGAUCAUGAUAAAAAGAACGAAGCGAAAUUUCACGAAAAAGUUGAUUCAUGUAAGCGAUUGUCGUGCAGACAGAUGAUCAGCUAGUGAAAACAAACGAUGAUGUGGUUCACCGGUCGACGGCACGUGAUCGGAGCGCAUGAUGCAGAGAUAAGCAGACUGAUCGUGCCUACAUAGGCGUGCCUCGCAUUGCCCGAGAAUAAAUAACUUAUCUAUUUACAACCAAAAGGAAAUGGGUUCCAACAUCGGUCACCGCUAGCUGCAUGGUGUACUGGGAAGUCUCGAACUAAUGUUCUU
Dicrocoelium dendriticum is the source of this 1160-nucleotide messenger RNA. NCBI's taxonomy places the organism in Eukaryota, Metazoa, Platyhelminthes, Trematoda, Plagiorchiida, Dicrocoeliidae. The record is from the annotation of a GenBank genome assembly.